CACCACACCCUCACGCACAAACACACCCCUCUACUCGCACCCCAGCAUGCUAACAUAGAGCUCAGCUCCUCUGUGGUAUUUCCCACAAUAACAUCCCGGGUCGACACACCAACUCUGUCAUUUUGUUUCUGACCCCGCCGCUCCUCUCUCUGUCCCUUUUUCUGUCCGUCAUCUCCAGGCACCCGGACCAGUCUGAGGACGAACACCUCCUGGUUACAGACCCUUGAUCAGACGUGAGAAAUCAUCAUGAUUAACAUCAGAGGACGCCCAGUGAAAAUGCAGAAGAUGUUCACUGAGCUGAUGGUCCUUCUGGGAGUCAUUGGUUUGAGUUACAGUGCCAUUCAGAGACCUGACUAUGAUGACACACCCAACCCGGAGUUCUUCAACCCGUCCUGGAUGGCCAGUAUUCCUGAUGAUCAGCCGCUGUCUGAGGUCACCAUGCCUGGGACCCACAACACCAUGGCUCUGUACGGCGGUGUGUAUGCUGAAUGCCAGACCUGGAGCCUGGCCUCUCAGCUCCAGGCAGGUGCUCGCUUUCUGGACAUCCGUGUGCGCCACUUCAAGGGGAACCUCACCAUCCAUCAUGGGGUGUCCUAUCAGCGGGCGCACUUUGGCCAUGUGCUGGAGGGUGUAGCUGACUUCCUACAAGAGUAUCCCAGUGAGACUGUACUGAUGCGUGUAAAGGAAGAGUUCAGUGAGACGAAUGACAUCUAUGGUGCUGUGGUAGACUUUAUCCACCGCUAUGCUCACUGGGAUCUGCUGUGGCACAGCCGGCUCGUGCCAUCCAUGGGAGAGGCCCGAGGGAAACUCAUCAUCUUGCAAGACUUUUCUGGGCCAGACUUGGGGAUGCGCUAUAGAUCCCUGGACAUAGCAGACAACUGGAGGGUUCCCACACUUCUGCACGUGGAGGAGAAAUGGCAAAGUGUCUAUGAACACCUGGAGACUGCACCUGCAGGAGACCAGGCCCAGAUCUUUCUCACCUACAGCAGUGGAGCUGGUGUGUUUGCGUACCCCAGAGCCGUCGCUCAGCGCAUCAAUGCACAACUGUACAACUACCUUAAGUCCAAGAAAGACCUGAACCAGCGCCUUGGAAUCAUAUGCAUGGACUUCCCUGCUGCUCCCAUUAUUCAAAUGAUCAUUGACUUCCAACUAGAGUUCAUGAAGAGCAGACAGGCCUUUAACUCAGUUCCUAGCAAGGCAAGUUUGAAAUAUACAAUUUCUUCACUGAGAAAGAGGAGGAACAAAGAUUUCGAUAUUAAUAUCUGAGUGAAAGUCAACCAUGUAUAGGGAACUGAUCAAUGACUGUACAAUCAAUAAGGUAUCACUAUGGACACCAAAUACGGCAGUUGUAGCUUGGAUGCAAUAGUGAGGUGUAACUUUACUACCCUACUGUAAUGAAUAUGAUUUUAAUUAUUAUAAAAUUAUACCUCAGA
Molecule: messenger RNA, 1433 nt
Organism: Seriola dumerili (greater amberjack)
Lineage: Eukaryota; Metazoa; Chordata; Actinopteri; Carangiformes; Carangidae
Product: 1-phosphatidylinositol phosphodiesterase-like
Exons: 4
Coding region: 247-1266 (339 amino acids)
Biological process (GO): lipid metabolic process
Molecular function (GO): phosphoric diester hydrolase activity
Source: RefSeq, a predicted model, not a curated record